Mya arenaria is the source of this 3403-nucleotide messenger RNA. RefSeq names its product epidermal growth factor receptor kinase substrate 8-like. Lineage: Eukaryota; Metazoa; Mollusca; Bivalvia; Myida; Myidae. Gene Ontology annotation, biological process: regulation of Rho protein signal transduction; Rho protein signal transduction. The record is from RefSeq and is a predicted model, not a curated record. The coding region runs from base 172 to 3285 and encodes 1037 amino acids. The transcript is spliced from 26 exons. Gene Ontology annotation, molecular function: actin binding. Gene Ontology annotation, cellular component: plasma membrane.
CUAUUUCCGGUGUAGACGGUCCAAUACAUGGAAGAGCGUACACAAACUUUGCCUCGCCCAAGUACAAGAGCGUUUUAGUGUCAGUGUCUCGAUUAUUAAUGUUAUCUUAAAAGCUGAGAUAAUUACAUAGAUAGGAAUUACAACGACUAUCUCUCUCUGAUAGAUUUGUGAAUGAUGCCCGGUGUGUCUCGGGGCGAGAUGAACGGUGGAUACAAUGAGUUCGAACACGGACAUCUCCGCUCCAGUUCAUAUGCUAAUGGCUAUGACCCGUACCGUAAAGGCAGGGAAGAGUUCAGAGAUGGCCCAAGAAGACAUAAUGGAAUUGACGAUCUAGACCAGAACAGUUUUGAGAUGAGGGAGAGUAGAGAUCCAACGUUUGAGGUGGACCAUCUGGCCACCUACACCAGCAAAUCAGGUGUAACACACCCAGAGGAUGGGCUUACAAAGCUUAAGCAGAUGGAGAGUUCUACAGGCAUCUGGACAAUGCGCUGUUCGCUCAUCAUAGAACGAUACCACAUUGUCGUCAUUGACAAGGGAAAUGGGGAUGAGCUGGAGAGAUUCCCAAUGGCUAAUGUGCACGAGCCCACAGCCGUCCUGAAGAAUGAUCGUCGGGAAACAUACAACAACCUCCUUCUCUUCAGCAUUAUAGACGACCCUCGACGCAAAAACAGCCCUUCGGACAUGCACAUUUUCCAGAGUAUUAAUGUUCCCGCCCACGAUCUUGUGGAUGAGAUCCUCACAGCCAAGGGUGAGACUGCCAGAAGCCGAGAUCCACCAGAUCAGCGUAUCCCCCCACCCCCCAGAGUGCCAGCACCGGAGCCGCCAUAUUACGGUAAAAGUGACAUUCACACGAGUCUCCGUGAGUCUCAAGGGCCGGGGUAUGGCGCCGAGCCUCCCCUCGAGUCCAGACUCCAGGAAACUAGGCUAGAUGGCUCUCGUAUUGACUCCUCCCGCAGAUUCACUGAUGGACGCAGCACUGGUGCGUUUAUUGGCGGUGGGGGGCUGUCCGCGACACGGGUGGGGUACAGUUACCGUGACGACAUGGACACUGGCCAGAAUGAGGCCAUGGAGAGAGAUGUGCAAUUGUUGAACAACUGUUUUGAUGAUAUAGAGAAGUUUGUGUCCCGGCUACAGCAGGCUGCUGAGGCUUACAAGGAGCUUGAGAGACGGAGGGACCAGCGAGGCGGCAAGAAAAACAAAAAACCUUUCAGCGGAGACGGUAUGCUGUCCAUGCGAGCGAGACCACCACCAGCUGAAGAUUUUGUGGACAUUUUCCAGAAGUUCAAGUUUGCCUUCAACCUACUGGCUAAGUUACGAGCCCACAUUCACACACCAAAUGCCCCCGAAUUGGUCCACUUCCUGUUCACGCCUCUGAGCCUGAUCUAUGAGGCUAGUCGUGACCCAAUCCAUGGGGGUCGUGACCUCAGUGGGGAGGCGGUGGCCCCACUGCUGCUGUACGAAGCCAAGCAACUCCUCACUAACUGCCUCACGUCAAAGGAGAUGGAGCUCUGGCAGAGACUGGGACGUGCUUGGAACCUAACAAAGGAGGACUGGAGUGGCCAUGUACCCCCAUACCACCCCCGAUUCUAUAACGGCUGGGCCCCUUCCCCACAGCUGGUCGAUGACAUCAUCAUGCCUGAACGAUUACCAUACAGAGAAGAACCCCUCAGGGCAACACAGGAGAGACCUGGGCGAUAUGUGGAAUCACGGAGGGAAGAAGAACCAUUCCCAAGAAGCUCUCGACGAGAGGACUAUGGGUCAAGCAGACGGGAAGACCCGUACAUUCGUAGGGAAGAGCCACCAAUCAUGUCAAGCCGCCGUGAAGACCCGUAUGUUCGUAGGGAAGAGCCACCAAUCAUGUCAAGCCGCCGUGAAGACCCAUAUGUGGUACGUGAGGACCCAUACGUCAGCCGGCGGGAAGAUCCCUACACGCGGGAUAUCAGGGGCUCGGCCAGGGACGAAAUUCGACCACCAUCUCCCGCACCGUACAGAUCAGAAGUUUCUCAUAAUGAUUUUUAUGCUACAUUUUGGGAAAAGAGGAAUUCAUCGAACGCUCCAAAAUCACGAGCCGAGGAGAAUAUAGCCUUUGCUCAGGAACUCAGGCGUAUGGGGGCAACGAUCUACGAGGCCGGCCAUGAGCGGAAGGGCAAGAACGCAAAGGAAUUGAAUGUGGAGAAGGGAGACAUUGUACAGGUACUGGACAAGUCCCGUAAUUGGUGGAAGUUGAAGAACUACCGUGGAGAGACAGGCUAUGCACCUUACACUAUACUGAAGGAGUACCAGACAGGGGAUGAAUAUGACAAUAGCCAGAACAGCGGGCGGCGGCUGAGCGGUGAUUACAGCAGUUACAUCAAUGGUAGUAACCCGCCCCCUGCUCCACCACCGAUGGGCGGGUCUGCACGCCCAGGCACACGCAACGAAGAUGCUGACAGUCGACAGCGGAAGCCAGCAGAUGAUAAGCCCCGCCCUGUUGCCCCGCCCCUCAAACAGGCUCCAUCCUCCCACAAUCUCAGACCACAUGGGGAAAAGAGUAUGUACUCGCCUGACUUGCACAAGGAGAUAAAAACAAAGAUGAACGUCAGUGACGGGUCGAGCGACUACUCCCCUAGGGGGCGCCGUCGAAGCCAAGAUCCCAACUGGACCAGUUAUGAAGACCCAAGCCCACGGGGUCAAGGAUAUCAAGAACCAAGUCCCAGAGGGGGCAGAUACAUUGAGCCUGAACCCAAAGUGAGCCCGCAGAGGAGCCCGAGGUAUAAUGACCCCCGGGACCAAGGCUACAUUGAUCCUAGCCCAAGAGGUCAGCCUGGUUAUCCCCGGCCAAGGAAGGACAUCAACGUGUCACAGUACAGCACACCUGACGAGAUUAGAGAGUGGCUGGAUAUGAAGGGAUUCUCCAGGAGGUGCCUGGAGCUACUGCAGGGCUAUAGCGGGCUUGACCUGUUUAACCUGGAUAAGAAGGAGAUAGAGCGUCUGGUUGGCCGCGAGGAUGGGCAACGGCUUUACAGCCUCUUAGAAGUGCAGAAAGUCAAUGCUAAUUACCGUACACGAGGUAGGUCAGAACUUCAGGCAAUUCUGCAGCGCCGCAAGGAGCACACAAAUACAUCAGAUGACCUAGAGCUAGGAUCCCGACCCAGCUUCAUGCCCGACACACCAGACUACAGCCCAGAUGUGUCUGAUGGCGAGUCAGAGGAGGACUUUGGAAAUGCUGGGAAGACUUUACGCAACCUUCUAGAGCGCCAGAGAAAAAAAAUCCAGCAAGGGGGAUACAGGGGGCCAUACCAGUGACCUACUAGCUAAGUUUGAGGGGGGACAGGAGGUCUUUCCAGUGACAUACUAGCUGAGUUCGUGGGGGGACAUGAGGCCUUACAAGUGAUAUGCUAGCUGUGGUUUUAGGGAUGGGGGG